This is a messenger RNA of Mus pahari (shrew mouse), 2457 nucleotides long. It is a transcript of the gene Slc18b1, whose product is annotated as solute carrier family 18 member B1. NCBI's taxonomy places the organism in Eukaryota, Metazoa, Chordata, Mammalia, Rodentia, Muridae. The record is from RefSeq and is a predicted model, not a curated record. Gene Ontology annotation, molecular function: transmembrane transporter activity. Gene Ontology annotation, biological process: transmembrane transport. Bases 185 to 1558 code for a protein of 457 amino acids. The transcript has 14 exons.
GGGCGGAGACCCCAGCUCCGCCCCUGCACGCCCUAGCUCCCGUGGGUCCCCGGUUCCAAGGAUCAGCGAGGUUUCUCGUCUUCACCUCUGGACCGGAAUGCGGAGUCCGAUCCCCGCAGCUCGCCCGCUGCCACCGCACUUCGCCCGCUGAGCCUGGAGCACCGGAAGACCCCGAGAGCCGCUCAUGGACGAGGCGGGCUCCCCGGCUCCUGCAGGGACAGGAGGAGGUGAUGACCCUGGAGGAGGUACGAGAGAGACAUCCAGGCGACUGUCAAGAGAACAGAUUUUUGUACUGGUAUCAGCAGCAACCAUGAAUUUGGGUUGCAUGAUGACCUAUUCCAUCCUUGGACCGUUUUUCCCUAAGGAGGCAGAAAAGAAGGGGGCCAGCAACACCACGAUUGGAAUGAUCUUCGGAUGCUAUGCGUUAUUUGAAUUGCUGGCUUCUUUGGUGUUUGGAAAAUAUCUUGUACACAUUGGAGCCAAAUUUAUGUUUAUAGCAGGAAUGUUUGUCUCAGGAGGAGUUACAAUUCUCUUUGGUGUGUUGGAUCAACUUCCGGAAGGACCGAUAUUCAUUGCCAUGUGUUUUCUGGUGAGAAUAGUAGACGCCAUAGGCUUUGGUGGGGCCAUAACGGCAUCGUCAUCCAUCCUUGCUAAGGCUUUCCCAAAUAAUGUGGCCACAGUCAUGGGAAGUCUUGAGGUUUUUUCUGGACUGGGACUGGUAGCAGGUCCCCCUUUAGGUGGCCUUUUGUAUCAAUCCUUUGGCUACGAGGUGCCCUUUAUUUUUCUGGGGUGCAUAGUUCUGUUGAUGAUACCACUCAACCUAUGCAUUUUGCCUAGUUAUGAGUCCCAUCCAGGGAAGCAGUCCUUCUGGAAACUUGUCACCUUACCCAAGAUUGGCCUCCUAGCUUUUGUGAUCAUCUCUCUCAGCUCCUGCUUUGGCUUCCUCGACCCAACCCUGUCUCUCUUUGUCAUGGAGAAGUUCAGUCUGUCAACCGGAUACGUGGGACUGGUCUUCCUGGGUCUGUCUCUAUCCUACGCCAUUUCUUCGCCGCUGUUUGGUCUACUCAGUGAUAAGAUGCCUAAUCUAAGGAAAUGGUUUCUGGUUUUUGGAAACUUAAUUACAGCUGGGUGCUACAUGUUCUUAGGACCUGCUCCUUUUCUGCACAUUAAAAGUCAGCUCUGGCUUCUUGUGCUGGUGUUGGUUAUAAACGGCAUCUCUGCUGGAAUGAGCAUCAUCCCGACCUUUCCAGAGAUGCUCAGCUGUGCAUAUGCAAAUGGAUUUGAAGACAGCAUAAGUACGCUGGGACUCGUAUCUGGUCUUUUUGGUGCCAUGUGGUCAGUUGGAGCUUUCAUGGGACCUAUCCUUGGCGGAUUUCUGUGUGAGAAAAUUGGGUUUGAGUGGGCAGCAGCUAUACAAGGCUUAUGGACUCUGCUAAGUGGUGUUGCGAUGGCCUUAUUUUAUCUCUGGGAGGACUCAACGGCAAGAAGAAGAUCUAAAGCUCAGAAUAGCCUUGGCACAGAGGAGGAACGAGCUGCUCUCUUGCCCAAUGACUCCUAGCCUUGCGAGCUCUGGAUUGAUCCAGAUCCAGAGACCGGUGCCAUGACAACAGUGCUUGGAGGAGCUUCCUGUGAGCCGAGCUUCCUGUGAUCCAAGCUUUCUGCACUCACACCCUGAAAGUGUCAAGCUGCAUUUACAUGACCGAGAGCCAUUCUCUGUUUCCUGUAGUUCUAGAAAGUUGGCUCACCAAGGCAACAUCUAUGAGAAAGAGCAAACCAACCAACCGGAGCGACGUUUCUAAAAGACCAACCUUGCCCAUCAGGUUUUUUAUUGACUGUCUUUGUUUUCUUCUUCUUGUGUUCACUUUUCACCCCAAGUUCACUCCAAGGUGCUACGGAUGUACCUCUUAAAAUGAAGCUAUUUAAUUCACAUUGAACAUAUAAAAUAGAAUGGAAAUUUUCAUGAAAUCGGUUUUGAAAGAUGGCCUUUCUCUGCAUUGAAGUUUGUACUUGGCAAAGAGGCAGAAUUCCUGCCCGCCAUAUAAAAACUCCAGAGCUCUUCUUGGCUUUCAGUUUUUCUAAAAAUGUUCGAGUGGCAGGUCCAAGAAAAAAUGAUGCAUGCCCUUGGGUCCCGUGACAUUUCCGGUCAUGAUCUUGGCUUAUACACAUUGUUUGCAUAACAUUGUUUCUGUUCUUAGCAUGUCUUUGUUUUAGUCUCAUAAUUUGUUUGCUUAUUGUGUUUACUCAUGGGAAAUGUGUUCCAUCACAAGGCAGGGCCACACCUGCCUCCGCCCAGCUAAGCGAGAGCCGUGUGCUCCACAUUGGAGAAACACUCCAACUUCACAGAAAAUCCUUGCUGCUACUUGAAGUUAGAAUGUCAACUUUGUACCUCCCGAUUCAUUUCCUUAUUGUAGUAGCUACAUUUCCUUUCGAAUAGAAUAAUAAAUGAUUUUUGUCUAG